AUGGCUUCCAAGUACCUCGAAUCGCCCUCUCUCCAUGAGAUCGAAGUUCCAAAAUCCUACGCAGACAUCGGCUUCACGCAAAUCAAAGUCACAAAUGUCCCAGAAUCUUCCAAAGAUGUCACACCAAUCCAGCUCGUCACACUCUUCCGACCAAAGAAAUACAAUGCCUUCACGCCCACCAUGAUGCACGAGCUCGAGCACGCUUACACGCUUUUCGACAUCGAUGAUCGCGUCAAAUGUAUCGUACACACUGGUCAUGGCAAAAUGUUCUGUGCUGGUGCGGAUUUGGAUACGGGUUUCGUAGGAGGCCAAGAGCAGAAUCGAGAUCACAGGGAUGGAGGAGGUAGAGUCUCUUUGGCGAUCAACAGGUGUAGAAAACCUACUAUCGGAGCUUUGAAUGGGAGUGCUGUGGGUGUGGGCGUGACGAUGACGUUGCCGAUGAAUAUCAGGAUCGCGUAUAAAGAUGCCAAGAUUGGAUUCGUGUUUGCGAGGAGAGGCUUGGUUAUGGAGGCUGCGAGCAGUUUCUUUUUGCCGAGAUUGAUUGGCACAUCGAAAGCCCUCCACCUCUGCACAACAGGCGCAACCUACCCGGCCAAACACCCUCUCCUCUCAGACCUCUUCACCGAAGUCCUCGACACCCCUGACGCCGUCCUUCCCCGAGCCCUCGAACUCGCAGACGAAGUCGUCAAGAACUGCUCCACCGUCUCCCUUUAUCUCAUCAAAGAACUCAUGUACCGAAACCCCGGAACUCCAGAAGGCGCACACCUGCUCGACAGCAGGAUCGUGUAUGAAUGUUUCGGUAGCAAGGACAACAAGGAAGGCGUGGCUGCGUUUUUGGAGAAGAGACCUGUGAAUUUUCAGGGCACGAUGCAGAAUGAUGCGCCUGCGGCUUGGCCUUGGUGGGAUCCGAUUUCGGUGGGUAAUAGACCUGUGCCGAAGGGGUAUAAGUUUAAACCGAACUUGUAG
Messenger RNA from Pseudocercospora fijiensis CIRAD86, 966 nucleotides. RefSeq lists its product as uncharacterized. Lineage: Eukaryota; Fungi; Ascomycota; Dothideomycetes; Mycosphaerellales; Mycosphaerellaceae. The coding region runs from base 1 to 966 and encodes 321 amino acids. The record is from RefSeq and is a predicted model, not a curated record. The transcript has 2 exons.